Messenger RNA from Macrobrachium nipponense, 726 nucleotides. Its product is annotated as interaptin-like. The transcript has a single exon. The coding region runs from base 1 to 726 and encodes 241 amino acids. Lineage: Eukaryota; Metazoa; Arthropoda; Malacostraca; Decapoda; Palaemonidae. The record is from RefSeq and is a predicted model, not a curated record.
AUGCAAGUCAGGAUAACCGAGCUAAAUGAGGACUUGCAAAGUCUUCGCAAAGAGAACAGAAGGAAAGAGAAGACCAUUGAAAGUCUGAAAAAGGAAAGCGAGCAGAAGACCUUCAAGAUCAGCGACUUAGAGGACGAGUUACAAGUCCUUGUCGCUGAGAAACAGAUGGCCCAAGAAAAUGUGAAACAGCUCCACAAAUGUAAAGCCGAAUUAGUUGAGAAAAAGGAAGAACUGGAAAAGCUGAAAGAGGAGAACUUGCAGAAAGAUAGAGAGCUCCUCCGACUGGAAAAUGAGUGCACCCUCAAGCAAAUGGAAGUCAUCCGUUUGCAGAAAGCAUCUCAAACUGUUGUAGCAGAAAACCCGACGGCAAAUGGAAAGCUGAAUGAAACAAGAAGAAGGAAAGUUCAACUUGAAUUUGAAUUGGCUGAAGUGAAGGAGGAAUUAGAGAUGACGGAGUUUGAAAAGAUGGAGGCAAUCUUGGAACUCGAAAGCCUCCAGGAGGAGACCUUGGCCAAGGACACGAAGAUCAGAGGCUUGGAAACUAAAGUAAAAAGGCUAACAGAAGAGGAGCGUCAAGGAAUGAAGGCUCCUAUAUCUGAGAGGAAAGAUUCGGAUAAAGCUCGAUGUCUGAGGAAACCCCAGAUCAACUGCGAAGCUCUCUCCCGACAAAUGGACAGCCUCGAAGAAAAACUUCGCCAAAUCAAGGGAUCUGCAGCCAACCUCUGA